Molecule: messenger RNA, 981 nt
Organism: Bipolaris sorokiniana ND90Pr
Lineage: Eukaryota; Fungi; Ascomycota; Dothideomycetes; Pleosporales; Pleosporaceae
Exons: 3
Coding region: 107-517 (136 amino acids)
Biological process (GO): mRNA splicing, via spliceosome; nuclear-transcribed mRNA catabolic process
Cellular component (GO): spliceosomal tri-snRNP complex; U6 snRNP; U12-type spliceosomal complex
Molecular function (GO): RNA binding
Source: RefSeq, a predicted model, not a curated record
CCCCUCUGCACAGACCACCUUCUUUUGUUGCCAGCUCCCGCCCGCACGUCACCACAAGCCCUCCACAUAUCGCCCAGAUUCGUCACUCUCUCCCAACCCCAAUACAAUGUCUGAGCGAGGCGCAUUUCGCGGCCGAGGCGGUGGCAGAGGAGGCGACCGCGGUGCAAGGGGCGGCGGUCGUGGAGGUGGUGGAGGCGGCGGCGGUGGAGGAGCACACGCUGGCGGCCAGACGGAGCGCCCCAAGAAGGAAAACAUUCUUGACUUGAGCAAGUACAUGGACAAGCAAAUUACGGUCAAAUUCAGCGGCGGACGAGAAGUCAUUGGCACAUUGAAAGGCUACGACCAGCUUAUGAACCUUGUCCUCGACGAGGUCAAAGAGGCUCUUACAGACGAGGAUGGCAACAUCCGAUACCGCAAACUCGGCCUCAUCGUCGCACGCGGCACCCUGCUCGUCGUCAUCUCCCCCGUAGACGGAAGCGAAGAAAUCGCCAACCCCUUCUUGCAGGAAGAAGAGUGAUUGCCGACCAUUACCAGCGGCGAGGAUGGCAGCAUCACGUGUGCGCUGUGAGCAACAAACAGACAGCAGUCAAUGGCGUCGUUUAGGCCAACGGCGCCGACCAGGGGCUUUGAAAAAAAAGGCUGGAUAGCCAAUACGAUACCCAUGAGGGACGUGAGCGAAAAAUGCAAGGACAGGAUGCGGCUCCCAAGCUGUGCAUCGACAACAAGUUACACGGUGACAUGGCCACAACAGGCAUGCUUGCCCGUUGCAUCCCUACCAUUGAACAUUGCGAAUCAGAAAAAUCACCGAUACUCCACUUACUAGUGGUGAGGUCUUUCAAAACCACUAAAUUCGCCAUGCACUGUGCUCAUAAUUGCCAAUUGACCAUACAUUCGCCUAUGUACAUCUUAUAUUUCUUGCAUGACUGCGUCCCUCGUUGCUUUUUUUUUUACACUGGUUGGGCUCCAUCUACUUGCAUACAC